This is a messenger RNA of Microthlaspi erraticum, 606 nucleotides long. NCBI's taxonomy places the organism in Eukaryota, Viridiplantae, Streptophyta, Magnoliopsida, Brassicales, Brassicaceae. The record is from the annotation of a GenBank genome assembly.
AUGGGAGCAUCGGAUUCAUCGCUAUUAGGCGCUCAGGAAAAUCGAGGUGGAGAUGUGAUUACGACCAUCUCUCAUCGAUCCGAAAUAGUCGAUCCCGUUCUCGAGAAUCUCAAAUCCCUCACAGUUAGUAGGCCAAUACUGAAGUCACCUCCCACGGAAAGUAGCUUAACGGACAUCUUAGUGAGAAAAGCUUUAUCGAGUUCCUCUUCCAAUACGGUGGAUCCUCAAAUACUUGUAGAGCUCUUCUCCAUUUACCGAGAAUGGCAAGAGAGCAAAGCUCAAGAAAUAACCAAGAGACAGGAAGAUAUAGAAAACAAGAUAGAAGUGGCAGAUGCUUUGGCGACUAAACUUCUACAGAGGUUCAAUCAUUCGGUUUCUGCAAUGAGGACAACCUCCCAGCAUUUAUCUCAAGUUCAUGGGUUGCAGGUUGAGCUUGGGGAGCUUAAAGGAAGGUUGACAGAGGUGAUAAACAACUGCGAUUCAUUAUGUAAGAGAAUUAAUGCUGAGGGACCUGAAUCUCUUAGGUCUACAGUGACCCCCUUUGCUCUUUCACCACCCGACUCGGUCAGUUCUAACACUACCCUCUCCUCUAAACAAGAGGAAUAA